Molecule: messenger RNA, 1546 nt
Organism: Balaenoptera ricei (Rice's whale)
Lineage: Eukaryota; Metazoa; Chordata; Mammalia; Artiodactyla; Balaenopteridae
Gene: MGST1
Product: microsomal glutathione S-transferase 1
Exons: 10
Coding region: 714-1181 (155 amino acids)
Cellular component (GO): membrane; mitochondrion
Molecular function (GO): glutathione transferase activity
Source: RefSeq, a predicted model, not a curated record
AGGCAGAACUGUACAAGCUGCAUGAAGACAGAAGUCUGCAUUUCUGGAGAUACCGUAGAAACUGGUCAGGAAGGUUUCACUCGUGUAAGAGAAGCGUGGGAAUGUGAAUCUAAUCAUCAGAGAUGUCAACAACUCCUGUAGUUCACACUUAAUUGUGACAGUUUGGAUUUGAGCCCUUUGAAAACUGGAACCAUAUCUCACAUAAUUCCAUGUAGCACAGGGCCUGGCACAUGACCACUGGGAACUCAUUUCCGGAGAUUCAGCUUCAUUUUGUGUUUUAACUUCUGAAUCUGGAACAGGGUAUCUAUGUUAAGGAGGCAAGUGAAGUGGAAAACUGAGCUUAUUCUGAAUAUUGGGUUUAUCCUGUAUGGGACUCUCUGUGCUUCCUGGACUUGGGUGACUAUUUACUUUCUCAUGUUAGAGAGAAACUUGAGUUACACGUACUUACUCUUCUGGGUACUGUUAUAAGUGGGUGCAGGUACAGUUGACCUCACUGUCACUGUCAAGAUUUUGAUGCCAUAGAAGUUGACCAAACCAGGAGGGGACAGAAUGAGGAAGCAAAUUGUCUAGGAUCACGGAUUUGGAAGACUGCAAGACUAUAGGUGACCUUCACCAAAUGUUACAUUGUGUCAGUGCCAGCCUUCCGAGGAAGCCUUGCCGCCAGAGCAGGGAAAGAGAAGUUCAACAGAAGAUUCCAGACCAAAAUUGAAAAAAUGGUCGAGCUCACGCAGCUAAUGGACAAUGAAGUAUUCAUGGCCUUUGCCUCCUACACAACGAUUGUUCUUUCAAAAAUGAUGUUUAUGAGCACUGCAACUGCAUUCUAUAGAUUGACAAGAAAGGUUUUUGCCAACCCAGAAGACUGCGCAGGCUUUGGCAAAGGAGAGAAUGCCAAGAAGUAUCUUCGGACAGAUGACAGAGUGGAACGUGUACGAAGAGCCCACUUGAAUGACCUCGAAAAUAUUGUGCCAUUUCUUGGUAUUGGCCUUCUGUAUUCCUUGAGUGGUCCAGAUCUCUCUACUGCCAUCCUGCACUUCAGACUCUUUGUUGGAGCACGAAUCUACCACACAAUUGCAUAUUUGAUACCCCUUCCCCAGCCAAAUCGCGCUUUGGCUUUUUUCCUUGGAUAUGGAGUUACACUGUCAAUGGCUUACAGAUUGCUGAGAAGUAGAUUGUACCUGUAAAGAGAAUCAUACAACUCAUCACCCAGUGAUUUUCUAACAAUUCUGUACUUCCAAUUUAUAACAAAUACUUUUUAAGAUUUUAAGUGGGAAGGGAGCAGAGAAAUUAAGAUAGGGAAAACCUAGUCUGAAUAUUAAUGUCACCAAUAUCCUUUAUUCUUUUUUAAUAUUUGCACUAGAAAUUUAACAUAAUUUUUAGCUCUUUGGUCGUAUUCUUAAAGUACUUUGUUUUAAAUUUUGAUUGUAAUUUGUAACAUUAUUCAACAUUUCAUAUUUUAAAUCUUUAGAAAGAGUAAGUACAUGUAUGUUAAACUUGUAUUUCAGUAUUGCUGAAAUCGACAUAUGAAAUAAAGAAUUUAAAGAACGAU